This is a messenger RNA of Arvicanthis niloticus (Nile rat), 2407 nucleotides long. It is a transcript of the gene Atg16l2, whose product is annotated as autophagy related 16 like 2. The record is from RefSeq and is a predicted model, not a curated record. Gene Ontology annotation, molecular function: protein binding. NCBI's taxonomy places the organism in Eukaryota, Metazoa, Chordata, Mammalia, Rodentia, Muridae. Gene Ontology annotation, biological process: autophagosome assembly.
AGGCUUGGUACAGCCCGGGGAUUCCCCGCCGCUGCCGCCCUGACGUCAUGGAGUCCCCGGGAGGGCCCGCCCCUCCUGCUCUGGCUUGAGUUGUGCGCGGCCGCUAGGCACUCGGCGGCCAUGGCGGGGCCUGGCGCCCCCUGCGAUCCCUGCGCGCCCGCCGCCGUCUGGAAGCGCCACAUCGUGCGGCAGCUGCGGCAUCGGGACCGCACGCAAAAGGCGCUCUUCCUGGAGCUAGUGCCGGCUUAUAACCAUCUCCUAGAGAAGGCUGAACUGCUAGCCAAGUUCUCAGAAAAGUUGAAGUCAGAACCAAAGGAUGUCAUCUCCACCCCACAUGAGGACUCAAGGGAGGAGGUCUUAGGGACAGGCCUUGACCAAGUCUCAUCACCAGACUCUCUGAGGGUGACGUGGCAGCAGGAGAAGAAGGAGCUGCAGCUGGUCUGUGGUGAGAUGGCCUAUCAGGUGGUGAAGAAGAGCGCAGCCCUAAACACCCUGCAGUCACAGCUGGAGGAGCGGCAGGGCAGGCUGGAAGCCCUGCAGGCCUGCGUGGUGCAGCUACAGGAGGCGCGGGCUCAGCAGUCCCGGCAGCUGGAGGAACGGGAAGCAGAGAACGCGGCGCAGAGAGAAGCCUACGAGACGCUGCUCAAGCAAGCUGCGCACCAAGAGGCCGCACUGCGCAGGCUCCAGGAAGAGGCACGCGACUUGCUGGAGCAGCUUGUGCAGCGUAAGGCGCGCGCCGCCGCCGAGCGCAAUCUACGUAUUGAGCGUAGAGAGAGGGCCAACCAGGCUCGGGUGUCCCAGGAGCUGAAGAAAGCGGCUAAGCGGACUGUGAGCAUCAGCGAGAUCCCAAACACUCUAGAAGAUGGGACCAAAGAGGAAACUGUGGCUCCAGCUCCUGCCCCUAUGCCUGAGUUCUUGGAGAGUGAGACUUGUGAAAAAUGGAAGAGGCCUUUCAGCUUCAAGAAAAGAAGAGGUCACUCAGUUGGGGGUGCACCUGAGCAGCGAUACCAGAGCAUCCCUGUGUGUGUGUGUGCCCACAUUCCUUCCCAGGCUCAGGAUGUCUUGGAUGCCCAUCUCUCUGAGGUCAAUGCGGUUUGUUUUGGCCCCAACAGCAGUCUUCUGGCCACUGGAGGGGCUGACCGGCUUAUCCAUCUCUGGAAUGUCGUGGGAGGUCGCCUGGAGGCCAACCAGACCCUCGAAGGAGCUGGCGGCAGCAUCACCAGUGUGGAUUUUGACCCCUCAGGCUCCCAGGUUUUGGCAGCUACUUACAACCAGGCUGCCCAGCUCUGGAAGGUGGGAGAGACACAGUCCAAGGAAACAUUGUCUGGACACAAGGACAAAGUGACAGCUGCCAAAUUCAAGCUAACGAGGCAUCAGGCAGUGACUGGGAGCCGAGACCGGACAGUGAAGGAGUGGGACCUGGGCCGCGCCUACUGUUCCAGGACCAUCGAUGUACUUUCCUACUGCAAUGACGUGGUGUGUGGGGACCACAUCAUCAUCAGUGGCCACAAUGACCAGAAGAUCCGGUUCUGGGACAGCAGGGGCCCUCAUUGCAUCCAGGUCAUCCCUGUGCAGGGCCGGGUUACCUCCCUGAACCUCAGCCAUGACCAGCUGCAUCUGCUUAGCUGUUCCCGAGACAAUACACUCAAGGUUAUUGACCUGCGAAUCAGCAAUAUCCGACAGGUGUUCAGGGCAGAUGGCUUCAAGUGCAGUUCUGAUUGGACUAAAGCUGUGUUCAGCCCUGACAGAAGCUAUGCACUGGCAGGCUCCUCAAAUGGCACCCUGUACAUCUGGGAUGUGAAUACUGGGAAACUGGAGACCAGCCUACAGGGACCCCACUGCUCUGCUGUCAAUGCCGUGGCUUGGUGCUUCUCCGGGAACCAUGUUGUGAGUGUGGACCAAGGCAGGAAGGCGGUGCUCUGGCACUAGUGGCACAAGUUCCCUGUAUGGGUUGGACUCUGUUCAGAAGUCAGAAGCCAGAGGACAGCUUCCCCAUGCUCAGGACUCCAGAGACGGAGUUGGGGGUCUACUGUAUGAUUCAUGUGAGGGCCAGGCAGGACCUGGCUUGUUUGUUUAAAAUCAAAGUGUGAGCUAGGAACUACAAUUUUAAAAAAUCUAUUUGUUUACUCUCCUCAACGUUAAAAACUGUAUAUAAGACAUGCCUUACCUCUUUGAAGCAUUUGGGGGUACAGAGACACUUAAGACCUGGCCUCUUCUUUUUCCAUAGAGCUAGGGCCUUGUAGUAGAGCUUCUGCCUGGGAGAUGAGCUGUUCCAGUCUAACCAUGAGAUAACAUGAAGAAAGGCCCAUGCAGGGGCAGCAAAGAACAGCUUUUCAGCCAGGGAGUGGUCCUGAUAGAAAGGGUGAAUAAACUAAAGUGACAUCGGAAUAGUUGGUAGUGGCUUGCC